GCUGGUCCUCACUAUGGCCACUUGCUGGCAGGGCCUGUGGGCCUAUCGUUUCUACCUGUUUGUGCUCUUACUGCCCGUUGUCCUGCUGCCUCUUCCCAUCCUCGUCCCCACCAAGGAAGCCUACUGUGCCUAUGCCAUCAUCCUCAUGGCCCUCUACUGGUGCACUGAGGCUUUGCCUCUGGCCGUCACUGCCCUCUUUCCCAUCAUCCUGUUUCCCAUGAUGGGCAUCAUGGAUGCCUCUGAGGUCUGCAUCGAGUACCUGAAGGACACCAAUAUCCUGUUCAUUGGGGGGCUGCUGGUGGCCAUUGCUGUGGAGCACUGGAAUCUGCAUAAGCGCAUUGCUCUCCGUGUGCUCCUCAUCAUUGGAGUGCGGCCUGCGCUGCUGAUCCUGGGCUUCAUGCUGGUUACCGCCUUCCUGUCCAUGUGGAUCAGUAACACAGCCACCACAGCCAUGAUGGUGCCCAUUGCACACGCCGUCUUGGAGCAGCUGCACAAAAAUUCCAUCAGCAAGGACGUUGAGAAGGGCAGCGACAACCCCACCUUUGAGCUCCAGGAAUCGAGUCCCCAGAAGGAGGAGAGCAAGCUUGAUAACGGGCAGGUCCUCCCUGCCCUGCCUGCUACUUCCCGGCCACAGGCAAAUCUGAACCAGGAGCAGCUCCGCUUCACCCAGGGCAUGAGCCUGUGUGUGUGCUAUUCGGCCAGCAUCGGGGGCAUAGCCACGCUGACCGGCACCACGCCCAACUUGGUGCUGCAAGGCCAGAUGAACUCGCUCUUCCCCGAAAAUGCCAAUGUGGUCAACUUUGCCUCUUGGUUUGGCUUGGCAUUCCCUGCCAUGAUCAUCCUGCUGCUACUGGCCUGGCUGUGGCUGCAGAUCCUCUUCCUGGGAUUCAACUUCCGGAAGAACUUUGGCAUUGGGGGAGAGGCACGAGAGCAAGAGAAGGCAGCUUUCCACGUCAUCCAGACAGAGCACAAACUGCUGGGCCCCAUGACCUUUGCAGAAAAGGCUGUCACCAUUCUCUUUGUCACCCUGGUGCUGCUCUGGUUCACCCGAGAGCCAGGCUUUUUCCUUGGCUGGGGCAACCUGGCUUUUCCCAACGCUAAGGGGGAAAGCAUGUUGUCCGAUGGGACAGUGGCCAUCUUCAUCGGCAUAAUUUUGUUCAUCAUACCCUCCAAGUUCCCAGGGCUGACCCAGGACCCAGAAAAUCCAAGGAAACUGAAGGCCCCUCCUGCCCUCCUCAACUGGAAGACGGUGAACGAGAAGAUGCCCUGGAAUAUUGUGUUCUUGCUGGGUGGUGGCUUUGCACUGGCCAAGGGCAGUGAGCUCUCAGGCCUGUCAAAGUGGCUCGGGGACAAACUGACCCCACUGGAGAAAGUGCCUGCUCCUGCCAUUGCCUUCAUCAUUUGCCUCCUGGUUGCCACCUUCACUGAGUGCACCAGCAAUGUGGCCACCACCACACUCUUCCUGCCCAUCCUGGCCUCCAUGGCUCGGGCCAUCUGCCUCCACCCACUCUAUGUCAUGCUGCCCUGCACUUUGGCUUCCUCUCUGGCCUUCAUGCUGCCAGUGGCCACCCCACCCAAUGCCAUUGUCUUCUCCUUCGGGGGCCUCAAAGUGUCGGAUAUGGCCCGAGCAGGAUUCCUCCUCAACAUCAUUGGGGUGCUGGUCAUCACACUGGCCAUCAACAGCUGGAGCUUCCCCAUCUUCAACUUGUACACCUUCCCCUCUUGGGCCCACGUCGACAACACCACAGCCUCCUGCCAGUCCAACGUUGCCCCCAACUUCACAACACCACAACCCUAGUCCCUAGACUGAGGUACAGCCUAGCCAAACCCAGAAAGACUCACUCUUAUUUCCCCU
This is a messenger RNA of Orycteropus afer afer, 1855 nucleotides long. It is a transcript of the gene SLC13A2, whose product is annotated as solute carrier family 13 member 2. Lineage: Eukaryota; Metazoa; Chordata; Mammalia; Tubulidentata; Orycteropodidae. Gene Ontology annotation, cellular component: membrane. Gene Ontology annotation, biological process: monoatomic anion transmembrane transport. The record is from RefSeq and is a predicted model, not a curated record. Gene Ontology annotation, molecular function: transmembrane transporter activity.